AUGAUUAAAAAGUAUGAUAAUCUUUCACAAACACAAUUAUCUUCAUAUAUCAACUAUCCACCUGAAAAACAAAAGGAAGUUGUUUAUGCUUGUUUUAAUGCAGCAAAAAAUAAGUCAACAAAAGGUAGACGAUAUACAGUUACAUGGAUUUAUGAAUGUCUUUUAAUGCGAAUAAAAUCACCAAAACUGUACCGUAAAACACGAAAAGAUAAUACACUGCCAUUACCAUCAUAUACAACUUUGCAAAGAUAUAUUAAAAAAAUUCAUCCAGUAUAUGGUUUUUCGGAAGCCGCAUUUGAGGUGAUGGGAUUAAAAACAAAAGAUAUGUCUGAAAUGGAACGACACGGUUGCUUACUUCUUGACAAAAUGAAACUUUCUGAAACACCAUCUUUUCAAAGAAGUAACCUCUAUGUUGAGGGUUUUGUAGAUCUAGGAAAAUACAGCACAGAAAAUGACAAAACAAAGCUUGGAGAUCAUGCACUCCUGUUGUUAUAUCAACCAUUUUGUGGUAAAUGGUAUCAGACAGUUGGCAUUUUUUUGAGUACAGGUGCAGUAUCAGGACACAUCCUUGAAAAGAUAAUAACGGAAGCAGUAAUAUUGCUGGAAAAUCAAAAUAUCCAUGUUGAUUGCAUAACAGAUGGCCGAUGGGCCAACUUGGAAUCGUAGCAUGGGGAAACUUUUUGGAAUUUCUGAAAAAUCAUCCAGUUAUCUUAUCUUGACCAACAUGAUGAUAUGAAAAUAAGUGCUUCAAAAAAGUUAACAGCAUCAACAAUCACAGGUUUACAGGUUACAAAUAAAACAGCACUUGAAUUAGUAGAAUACUUAUCACAUAAAGUUGGGUUUAAAUAAUUUUUAAUGAGACAUAUGAAUCAGGAUACUCUAGAGAUAAUAAUAAUUAUAAAAUACAAGAUAAAAUCUUGAUAAUAUUAUAGCCAAAAACUUACAUUAUUAUAAAUAAUUA
Molecule: messenger RNA, 961 nt
Organism: Aphis gossypii (cotton aphid)
Lineage: Eukaryota; Metazoa; Arthropoda; Insecta; Hemiptera; Aphididae
Exons: 2
Coding region: 1-666 (221 amino acids)
Source: RefSeq, a predicted model, not a curated record